GGCUUGUUAGUGUUUUAGAACUCAAAUUUGUUGAUGUUACAAGUUAGCUACCUUAAAUUUUGAGAGAAAUGGAGAAUGAUGAAUUAUCUAGCAACUUAUGAGACUGUAUGCAAUGUAGUAAAUAUAUGCUCCUCCAUCCAUUCUCUUCCAUGCCAGCGGGGAUGGAUUGUGCAUUAUGCAUCAUAACAUUGACUAUCACUUUAUCGAUUUAUUGAAGUUAGAUGAUUAAGUAGACAGCAUACAAUUCUAACAAAAGCCAAAAUUUUGAGUACACUGAUUCAAUAUGCUCCUUGUUUUUUUUGGUCUACAGGUUAUGUUCUAUUUUACCUAGUAAUUUAGUUCUGAACUUAUGUCCCCAAGAGGUCCUUCUGCACUGUGUCAAAAGGAUAAAUUGUCAGUUUUGACAGAUUAACUCAAGUUUUUGAGAAUGAAGCUAAUUAUUAGGUGAACUUUUGACAGCAAUUGAAGUACAUAAAUAUCAACUGAUAUCCCAGACAUCUUUUAUGAUGCCCUAUUGGUACUCUUGGUCUUCGGUUGUUGCUUGAGAUUGAAAUUAAGUUUGUUCUCAGAAUUCAUCAGUUGCUUAUUUAGGCUUAGUUGUCUUUUGGAGUCUGUUUCAUUGUCUCAUCUUAAUGGAUCAUGUUAACAUAUGGCUACCAUUAGAUGCCAGGUCUACUGUUCAAAAUGUUAUCUAUAUCACACACCUUUUUAAUUUGAUUUGUACCAAACCAUUAGUUGGUCAAAAUACUCAGCAACUUAUAUAUAGCAGAGAAAUUGGACACUAAAAACAUAUUGAUGAGGAACAAGAAGCUAUUGAAUAGUUAUUUAGAUUAUUUAGUAUUUUAUGUAAUUAUGAUUAUUCAAGUGUUAUUUUAGAUUAUUAUUAGUUUUCUAGUUUUAUUAGGAUUAGAUUUUUUAUUUAAGAGUCUUAUUAGGUAUCUUCAUAUUUUGAGUAAGUCUUAAGUCCUAGUCUAAUUAGAAUAGGAAUUCUAUUUCUAGUUAAUUUAGGAAUUGUAGGAUUAUAAAUAUGCUUGUAACUUCUUUCAUUAUUCAGUCAAGUAAUAGAAUAUUUAGGAAUUUGCAACAAGAGUUUUCUCUUGAGAUUGUGUGAUGCAAUCUUGGUUGUGUGAUGCAACUAACCUUAGGUGUGAUGCUUAAGGGUUGUUAUCCUCUUU
Molecule: messenger RNA, 1175 nt
Organism: Rubroshorea leprosula
Lineage: Eukaryota; Viridiplantae; Streptophyta; Magnoliopsida; Malvales; Dipterocarpaceae
Source: the annotation of a GenBank genome assembly